AUGUCAGCUGAGGGCACCAGCAGUCAGGAAGGGGCGGGUGCUAGUGGCUCCAUUGCCAAGUCUAAAACUGGGCGCAAGAACAGGCGCAGGAGCAAGCUCGAUAAGACAGUGUGGCAUUUGGUCAAUUUCUUGCUCUCCAAGUAUCACUGUGACAUGCCUACCACUAAGGAGGAGAUAGUGGACAAGGUCAUCGGGAGGUAUGAGAGGUACUUCCCCGAGAUCUUCCGGAGAGCUUUGGAGAUCAUGCAGAUGGUCUUUGGUGUGGAAAUGAACCCCACCUCCCACACCUAUGUCCUGGCCCCCUUGCUCGGGCUCACUUAUGACGAUAGCGUGAAGAGCCAGACCCAGAGCUUCCCCAAGAACGGCCUUCUGAUCACAAUCCUGAGUACCAUCUUCCUGGAAGGCGGCCGUGCCAGUGAGCAGAAGAUCUGGGAGACGCUACAAGUGAUGGAGGUGCAUGCAGGGCAGGAGCAUUUUAUUUACGGGGAGCCCCGCAAGCUCAUUCUGGAAUGGAAGCAGGAUGAGUAUUUAAAGAUAGAGCCAGUACCCAAUAGUCGGCCUCCCUGCCAGGAAUUCCUGUGGGGCAACCGGGCCCGCAGAGAAACCAGCGAGCUUACAGUCUUGGAGUUCCUAGCCACGGCUACCAGCUGUGUUCACACUGCAGACAGCCAGAGAGCCUGUACACCCUGGUGCCCUGUACAUGUGGCGGGCAGAACCAGCCAACUGCGGACGCCUCGGGAUGCCAUUCCCAGCGCGCAUGUGGAGCAGGGCCCAGACUGA
Messenger RNA from Elephantulus edwardii (Cape elephant shrew), 780 nucleotides. RefSeq names its product melanoma-associated antigen 11-like. The record is from RefSeq and is a predicted model, not a curated record. Bases 1 to 780 code for a protein of 259 amino acids. The transcript has 2 exons. NCBI's taxonomy places the organism in Eukaryota, Metazoa, Chordata, Mammalia, Macroscelidea, Macroscelididae. Gene Ontology annotation, cellular component: nucleus. Gene Ontology annotation, biological process: negative regulation of transcription by RNA polymerase II.